This is a messenger RNA of Caenorhabditis elegans, 1515 nucleotides long. NCBI's taxonomy places the organism in Eukaryota, Metazoa, Nematoda, Chromadorea, Rhabditida, Rhabditidae. The record is from the annotation of a RefSeq genome assembly.
AUGGCUCUGAUUUUAAUUAUCAUUUUAAUAUGUCUUCUAAGUUUUAAACCAUGGUCGUGGAAGACAAUUCAACUUAUUUGAAAGUACAGGCAAUACGAUGACAAGAUUCCCGGUCCACCGACUCAUCCAAUCUUCGGGAACACAGAAACAUUCAAGAAUAAGUCACAAACAGAAAUCACAGAAAUAUUCCGUCAAACUGCUGAUGAAACUAGAAGCCAAGGAAAAAGUGUCAUGAAGUAUCAUAUUCUUGGAAAACUUUAUGUCUGGCCAUUAGAUGGAAAAACUAUUGCGAAACUUGUCGAAUCCACUACAGAGCUCAAUAAAGGUGACGACUAUAAUUUUUUCCUUCCUUGGCUUGGCGGCGGAGUUCUUGUUGAAGGGUUUGGUGAACGGUGGAGGACCCAUAGAAAACUAUUAACACCUACGUUUCAUUUCGCAAAACUUGAAGGCUAUUUGGAAGUGUUCUACUCAGAGACUAAAAUCAUGAUUGAGCACCUUGAAAAGUUUGCUGACAAUGAGGAAACUGUAGACAUGUUUCCAUAUAUCAAGCGAUGUGCGUUGGACAUCAUUUGUGGAGCAGCAAUAGGUACAAAAAUUAAUGCACAAAUGCAUCAUAAUCAUCCGUACGUGAAAGCUGUAGAAGGUUUUAACAGCAUGGCGAUUUCUCACGCCAUCAAUCCAUCUUACCAAAUUCCUGCAAUAUACUGGGCACUUGGGCUUAAAAAACAGAAAGAUGCGCAUUUAAACACAAUGAAGACUUUCACUGUCAACGUUAUCGCAGACAGAAAAGCUGCGAUUGCAUCGGGCGAAGUGGAGAAAGAAACUUCGAAGAGGAAAAUGAAUUUUUUAGACAUUCUGCUCAAUAGUGAGGAGUCAAACAGUUUGACGUCAGAAGAUAUCCGCCAGGAGGUGGACACUUUCAUGUUUGCCGGCCAUGACACUACAACAACAUCAGUAUCGUGGGCAUGUUGGAACUUGGCACAUAAUCCUGAUAUUCAGGAAAAGGUUUAUGAAGAAAUUGUGCACAUUUUUGGAGAGGAACCAAAUGACGAAGUCACUUCGGAAGGAAUUAGUUAACUAGAAUACACUGAGAGAGUGCUGAACGAAUCAAAAAGAAUAAUAGCUCCAGUGCCUUCUCUGCAACGAAAACUUAUUAAUGACAUGGAAUUCGACGGGAUGACUAUUCCCUCUGGUGCAAAUGUUUCAAUUGCUCCACUUGCUCUGCAUUCAAAUGCACAAGUCUUUCCGAACCCGAAUAAAUUCGACCCUGACCGCUUUCUUCCUGAUGAAAUCGCCAAGAGAAACGCUUACGAUUUUAUGCCUUUCUCGGCGGGCCUCAGAAACUGCAUUGGUGAAAAAUUCGCCCUAUUGAACGAAAAAGUCAUGAUGAUUCACAUAUUGAAAAAUUUCCGGUUAGAACCAAUGGGUGGUUUUUAUUCAACAAAACCAAUGUUUGAGGCUGUGGCAAGACCUUCCAAUGGAAUUUCUGUAAAAUUAAUAAGAAGACAAUUUUGA